UGCCAGUGCAGGAAGCAGAGAUGAAGUGAAUAAUUCGUCCUCAGCAUCUGUGCAGUCGGCCGUAUCUCCCAUGGAACACACAGACGUGACUGCCAAGACGACCAAGGACAUUCUAAACCUCGGUGCACAGCACAGGGAGCAGGCGCCCUCUGGUGGCAUCGAGGAUGUCGCGGACGCGCGAGAGGAUCCCAUGGACGUCUCGGAUGCCGCGGAAGUCGUACCGGCCGUUGUUUCCGAACUCGUCGACUCCGUUACGAGACAAAAUCUGUCGUGGACACCACCCGAUGCUUCGUCGCCCGUGCCGCGCCCCGAGCAAUCGUCUGCGUCACCGGCGACGAUGACGGCUCGCGCAGACGCCAGCCUGUCAGCGGAGAAGUGGGAGCAAGUGAAGCCACAGCUGACUAGAAGGAAGCUCCACGAGACGGAGGGGCAGCAGGACCAACAGAGGCGCGCAGCGGAGGGAUCCUCCGCCGGGAAGCCUAAGCGGACGCAGACGAGGGACCGGUCUCCAUUGUCGGACCCGGACAGAAAGACGAAAACUUCUAUCCAGGUGGAGCGGGACCUGCCGUUGAUCCGGCUGUGGCUGUGCAUCAUCUCCGCCGUCGUCUGCCGGCUGUCCGUUGCCAUGGGGAUCGCGAUCAUCUUCGAGUACAGCAUCGUGGGACCGUUUAUCUGCCUCCAGCUCGGCUUUCUCGCCUACGAGAGAUUGAUACUAGAGGACAUUCCGUCGACGGCGCAGCAGCAGAACAUGGUGGUGGCUGCGCUGAUGCUGAGUGGCGUGCCGCCGAACGUGAUCGAGCAGGUGAAUGGCGUUACGGCGAGGGUGACGCUGAUAGCGACCGACUUUGCCGUCUUCUUCUUCACGUUCGUUCUCGUCCACACCAUCUUCAGCAUCGUCGGUCUGUAGCUGCCUUAGCGGGGCUUUCCGCACGCCUCGGCGUAACAGAUGGCUCCACAUCUUCUACCCCCCAAUUUUGACGGUUCAGAUUGGUCGGGGCCUUUACAUAGCGCUGCGCGAAAAGCAGAGGUCGUUCGUUAAAUCGUGUUUCCUUGCAUCAUGUAACGAGAGCAACGGUUUGUUGAAGUUUCUGCGGCUACCGUUUUUUAUAUUUAUAUGAGGGGGAGACAGCCGGUUUCAAGUGCUCUGUGAAGCAUGACAUGCGGCAGUUAGGGUUAGGUUAAAAACCGGGAUGGGAUCUGAUAGUAGUAUGGUUUUAGUCAUGUUAAAGGAAUCUUUUUUGGGGGGGGGGAUGUGUUCAAAUUUGACAUCAUAGGUCUUUUAAGGAUUCUUGGCAAAAUGUGUGCAUGCAAACCUAGUUCAGUAGGAAUCUGUUUGGAAUCCAGGCGGUAGCACCUUUCAUAAUAGGGAUUUUGUAAUGGACGACAUAUAGGACAGGGAAGCUGGUUCAGUAAUGAAUCACGGUUUCAAUUUCUUGUGGGUGGGAUGACAAUGAUUUUCUACACACCUUUGUUUUGAGAGGGGGCUACGUUAUAGCCAGAAAUAGUAAUAAUAUUAGGUCUCUGAUGCAGAGUCUUGGAUGCCGAUGACUGCUACCUAUUGAGGUUGUGAAUUUAAGAUUAUUAUAUUGGAUUACAAUACCUGGGGCUGCAGUUGCAUGGUGUGGGUCCCCACUAAAGCAUCUUUCGGUUAUGCUGUCUAUGGGACAUCUCCUGGAAUGCCCCCUAUUACCAGAGCCCUGUAGACCUGGAGGUUUUCAACCACUGCAAGGUCCCGUGUGCUGCAGUGGCUAGGUCGAGUGUAGUGUAGUGACCCCGAGAAGGAGGUCAUGCUGUGAAAUAAACUGACGUUGCAUCGGCGACAAACGACAAGUUUUAACACGUGGCUAUAGCUGCCUCGUUCGGUUAUUCCAGUUCUUUAUCCAAGUCUCAAAAAUGUCAUCAGAGGUUCAGUGCGAGUUUAGUGUAGCUGAAAAUGCAAGGCAUCGACUGCUUUAGAGUUGACACAAGGUCAGAGAUCCUGAAGUAGCUACAGUCUCUAAAUUACUAAUUAGUCAUACUCGUUAUGUUGUGUACUCGAGAAAUUGGGGAAAUCAUUGUGCACGUGUCAUGCUAUGCCACUGCCAACACGGGAUAUAAAAGAUAUGUUAUUUAUAGUUGGUUAUAUGAUUUAAAAAAAUGACCCACUGUAACUGUAUUCAAAAUGUAAAUUGCAUGAUGAUCUUCAGAUCUUUAGUUAUAAUUAUGCACAAAUAUUAUAAACUACUGUUAAGGUAUUAGCUGUACUAUCCUUAUAGGCUAACGAUUUGUUAUUCUUGUCAUAUAUUUUCCCUGCAACUGUUCCGCUGUUGGUUGUACACUGACAAUGUAUAGUUCUUGUUGGACGCUUGAUAAUAGUUUCAAUCAAAAAACAAAAAAACUUUCA
Molecule: messenger RNA, 2383 nt
Organism: Priapulus caudatus
Lineage: Eukaryota; Metazoa; Priapulida; Priapulimorpha; Priapulimorphida; Priapulidae
Exons: 3
Coding region: 71-907 (278 amino acids)
Biological process (GO): tail-anchored membrane protein insertion into ER membrane
Cellular component (GO): GET complex
Source: RefSeq, a predicted model, not a curated record